Molecule: messenger RNA, 2076 nt
Organism: Dentiscutata heterogama
Lineage: Eukaryota; Fungi; Glomeromycota; Glomeromycetes; Diversisporales; Gigasporaceae
Source: the annotation of a GenBank genome assembly
AUGUCGAGCGAAACGAAUACUACUGAAGGGUCCUCGUCAUUAGCUAACGAAACGUUGUCCGUUACUACUUCCAAUGAAAACGCGGCUUUAAUGCAAGAAGAUUCCGCAGAAAAGCAAGCUCGCAAAAAGCAAAAUCGACAAAACUGGAAAAGCUCAUCUAAGGGCGACGGUAAAGAAGUCAAAGCAAACAAACCUACUGUAACUUCUGAUGAUAAUAGUAACGACAACGUCGAUGAAAAAAAGAAAAAGGAAAAAAAGGGAAAUAAGAACCGUACCCCCUCCACAGAUGGGUCCGAUCAAUCUAAAAAUAAAGAGGCCGAAGUAUUAGAUAUAAAUGUUGCCCAACAUCAACGUCGAAAGUCAACUGCUAACACUUCCGACAUAUCAAACAAAAAUAAAAAUUCUAAUAACAAUAAUAUUGAUAAGUCCGUUCAUCGCCGCGGUAAAUCAAUGGCAAACGUUGGGGAGCUUCAGGGUGUCUCUUCAAAAAAUGGGAAUGGUAAAUCUAAAGGUAGUAAAGAUGAUUCUGAAAACAAAUCAGAAGCUUUAGAAUCUUUGCAGCAAAUUAUUGCUAGUCUCAAAAGUUUACCGGCAGUUCCAUCUAAGUCUCAAAAGUCAGAAAAAAGAAAAGAUGGUGAUGAUGGUUCCGCUGACUUUGCUUCUAAACAUAAACUUCACGAGUCGAAUGCAUCUGGUACAGGAAAGCGGACUAAUGCGCCUUCUAAGCAACAUAAAAAGGGUACUUCAGUAUCAUUUUCAUUCCCUCUGACAACAGCAGUUACUACCUCAUUAAAGUCUAUCCCUGAUUCAGAAGAUGGUAAACCUAUUGACAUAGAAAAUGCUUUGCAAGACACUAUCUCCUCAUUGAGGCGCAUGAGUCUUGAUAAAGGCAAAAAUUCUAUGAAUAGAAAAUCUCCUAAUCCUGACGACAUGGCACAGUCUAGUAUCGAUAAAAAGCAAGAAUUUGAUUCUCCAAAGUCUCCAUUUGAUUUCAAGAAACCCACGGACGACCAACGUCAACUAAAUACGAAGAAGACCCAUCGUCGUCAUCAAUCUCUUGGUUAUACGUUAUCUACCUCUUCGUCUUCAACAUCUAUUGUUAAUCCUAAUAUUCCUAUGCAUGGUCGACGCCACAGUGUAGCUCUUAAUGGUAGCAAGGAUGUGCUUAAAGAACUUGAAAAGAACCAAGGCAGACUUGCUGUACCGGAAGUGAAGGGCCAUCGCCGUAGCAAUUCCAGAAAUUUUGAAGGCAACUGGAGAUCAACUCAACCAUUCCAGCCAUUUCCGAUACCUAAAUUUGGUGCAAUUCAGAAGAAACAACAACAGAAUCAACAAAAUUCUAACAAUCAGCAACAAAGGAAAUCUCUCUUUGCACCUUAUCUUCCACAAGCCUCUCUACCUCCACUUCUUAAAAGUUGCCAGCUUGUUUCCGGUGUUUUACGAAUCAAUAAACGUAAUCGGUCUGAUGCCUAUGUUUCUACCGAGUCACUCGAUGCUGAUAUCUACAUAUGUGGAUCCAAGGAUAGGAAUCGUGCAUUAGAAGGUGAUGUUGUCGCAGUAGAAUUACUAGAUCCCGAUAAAGUUUGGCAAACUAAAAAAGAGAAGGAAGAAAAAAAAAGGAAAAAAGAAGAAAGCGCCGGAAUCGACAAAAAAAAAAUUGAUAAAAAGAAGGACGACGUUGAAGUUGAAGGGCAAGGUCUUCUGCUUUUCGAGGAUGACGACAUUGUUACAGAUGAACAGAGGCCAAAAUACUGUGGUCAUGUUGUUGCAGUUAUGGAACGAAUGCCAGGACAGCUUUUUUCCGGAACGCUUGCUCUUUUAAGACCGUCAUCCACUGCAACUAAAGAAAGGGAGGCAGCUGAAAAGGCUCGGAGAGAAGCCGAAGAUAGAGCUGCUGGUAUUGAACCUAAAGUGGAAGAGCCCCGAGAGGAGAAAAAAGACGAUAAAAAUGAGCGUCCAAAAAUUGUCUGGUUUAAACCGACAGACAAACGCGUACCUUUAAUUGCCAUUCCAACUGAACAAGCACCAAAUGACUUCGUCGAAAAUCAUCAAUCUUAUGCUCAACAAUUGUUUGUC